GAAAGAUUUCAGUCCCCCACGAUAACAUGGGGGAACAGGACCUUCUUCAACAGCUCAAGGACACGCCGUUUGCCUGCUCAUCUCUAACACGUUUGAGCGGUGGCAGCGCCAACUAUGUCUAUCGAGGCAUUCUACUCGAUGUAAUGCCUACAGGAGAUGAGUUUUGGAAUGUGAAAAGUGUUAUCGUAAAAUAUUCACUGGGCCAUAUACCGGGAAAUGCUGGGUUCAAACUCGACUUAUCACGCUGCUCUGUCGAGAAUAUCGUACUGGAGUACAUGAGUCAGCCAUCGCUGUUGACCAUGAAAGUCAAGGUCCCUGUUACUUAUUUUCUAGAUCGCAAUGCUCACAGAGGCAUUGCGAUACAACAAGACUUCCGCCAUUCGACAGACAUAGCAUCCAUCAUACGUUCAGCAGAGCUGAGUAACUUGUGGAUGCGUUCCAAGGCACUAUCUACUAGUCAAGAGGUUGGACACUGGCUACGUUGCUUCCAUGAAUGGGCCUCAGAACCUCAACAAGUAGAUUUCCGAAGCAAGAUUGGCCGCAACGUGCCCAUGCAAAGACUCAAGCACAAGGUUACCUACGGCACAUUCAUCGACAUCUUGAAGAACUUUCCCGAUAUCCUGCAAAAGAACAUCGGGGUUCUGGAAAAGGUCAAAGAACGAGCAGAACUCGAGCUUCUGGACCUGGCCAGCCGCAACGAAGGACCAGAUCAAGGUAUGAUCCAUGGAGAUUGCUGGAUGGGAAACGUUCUACUAUCGAAAUCUUCUCCAGCCCCAAUCGGCUCUGAUACAGCUACAGACAUCAUCUUCAUUGACUGGGAAAUGUGCCAAUUCGGCCAUCGAGCGUAUGACUUGGGACAUAUGAUAGGUGAUCUGUAUGAGGCGUAUCAUUUUCACAGCUCGGAUAUCGCUUUGAUGAUGAUCCGAGGGUUCAUGGACGGCUAUGGGGAGAUCAACGACGAUAUGGCUUUCCGAACGGCCAUUCACGCCGGUGUGCAGUUUCUGGGAUGGUAUAACCGUCGUGCCCCAUCGGACUCUGUGAAAGGGACUGGAGAACAGAUUUCGAGUGCAGCAAAAAUCUCAACGAACUUGAUUGUUAAUGGCUGGGAGCGGGAAAGGCAGUGGUAUCAAAGUACUCCAUUGGCGCCAUUGUUCCAAUCUGGUGCGUAGAUCACGGCAUUUAUGAACAGGCUCAUUAGUUACCUCGUA
Molecule: messenger RNA, 1208 nt
Organism: Fusarium odoratissimum NRRL 54006
Lineage: Eukaryota; Fungi; Ascomycota; Sordariomycetes; Hypocreales; Nectriaceae
Exons: 3
Coding region: 27-1169 (380 amino acids)
Source: RefSeq, a predicted model, not a curated record